Molecule: messenger RNA, 5972 nt
Organism: Mytilus californianus (California mussel)
Lineage: Eukaryota; Metazoa; Mollusca; Bivalvia; Mytilida; Mytilidae
Exons: 4
Coding region: 111-2888 (925 amino acids)
Biological process (GO): proteasome-mediated ubiquitin-dependent protein catabolic process; negative regulation of translation; protein polyubiquitination
Molecular function (GO): ubiquitin protein ligase activity; protein binding; zinc ion binding
Source: RefSeq, a predicted model, not a curated record
CAAUUUAUUAUGACCUGUGCACAUGUAUAUCAGCUUACCGUAGAUUUGAUUUAUGUAAAUAACUGCUGACUUUUGGAGACAUGCUGUGCAGCUCACGAUCAUAAUAGACCAUGGCUUUAUCAAAAGAACAGGAAAAUUACUGCAAAAUUGCAUUCUUAAAUGUGGAUGUAGUAACCGAAGCUCUCAGAACUCUGCUUGACUAUCAUCUAGCUGAGUUUGGAUGUACUCUUGAGAUGCUGUUAAAUUUAAAUAAACACAAGCUGUUUCAUUUAUAUGUAAAUAAGAAGUGUCAAAACAAUUUGUGUAAGCAUCCGAUUCCCGAUAAAAGAGUAUUAAGCAAACAUCAGUUAUCCAAAUUAUUCAAUACUUUAGCAACUACCUCACCUUUUAAGGACUUUGUAAAUUUUACACACUGUUUAGCUAUCAAAGGCCUGAGUACUGCAGAUUUAGACGUUUCUAUGCUGCGAGUUCUUCUCUCCGUGUGUUGCAUAAAUUUAUUUUGGAAGUCAAGUUUAGCACAGGAAGGAAAAUCACUUAAAGACUUUUUGAAUGAACAUAAGCACGACCUUUACCAUUUGUGGCAAUCAAGGACUACAUGUUGUAAAUGCAACCAGUACUAUAAGACUCCUUCAGAUUUCUGUGUUUUAAAAAAGAUGCAGUUUGAAAUACUUUUUUCAGAAAAAGUGGUUCCUUCCUGUAAGCCGGGCACAUCCUGUAUUUUGUGUUCUUGUUCAGUGUCCCCAACUUUAGCAGAAAGUGAUAUCGAAGAUCAAAUUGCUAUUGUUGUACAGGAUUAUUUUUGUCCACUGAAAAAAAUUGUAAUUAAACUAGUCGAUUGCAGAAAUAAUUGCUAUGCACAUGUCAAUGAGGCAAAAUUUACUGAUGCAAUUUACAACGACAUGUGGACCAAUGUAACAACUGCUAUUGAACAGUUGUCUAUUUAUACAAAUAGCAAAGAUGCAAUAAAGCAGAAGAUAACUGAAGUAGAAAGUUUACUUUUAAAUAAGAGUGUAUACGGAGAAUAUAAGCAGAUAAUUCUUAACCAAAUAGAAGCAGACAAGGAGAUUAGAGAAACUGUAACAACGGAGUCGAUGAAAAUAACUGACCGUUUAGAUGAACUGGAAGAUAAUAUUAUUUGUGCUAUACAAAAGGAUAGAAUGGACAAAAGUAUAGAAGAUCCAAAAAAGGCAAAUAGAGAAUAUGCAGCAUGCCAGCCUUGUAGUUGCCAUAAAAAACAUUCACAAGCAGAGUUUGGUUGUAUUACCUGUGUGGAAGUUUACUGCAAGCAAUGCAGCGUUAGUCAUUCAACCCAUAAAGCCUUCAAGAAGCAUAGACUCAUCGGAAUUGAAGAGUACAAAAGGCUAAAUGAGUCUGGUCAAAAAUACGACAAGGUUUGUAAUCUUCAUAACCAGGAUCUUAUCAGUUACUGCAAUUUACAUAAUUCACCUGUAUGUGUACGAUGCAUUCAACUUAAUCACAGUAAGUGUCCAUCUCUUGUGAAUAUUGUGGAUAUAGCAUCACAAUUGCGUCCAACACAUUCUGAUGUAUUGGAUAACGAUUUUGAGGAAAUAGACAGCACAUUAAAGACCUUAAGACAAUAUACAUUGGCAAACUUGGCAGAUCUGGACGAAACAAGUGAAGAAAAAAACAAAUUAGUGACAGAUUAUAAAAGGGAAAUUGAACUUGAAUUUCAUGUAUACAUGGACAACAUUGAUAAAGCCACAAGAGGUAGUAUAACAGAAAAUAUUUCCGAAUGCAAAUCCAAACUAAUAAUGUCAUUAAAAGAGAUUGAUUGUAGAAGGGAAGCAUUUGAAAAAUUGAAGGAACAAUGGAAACUGCAAAAGUACAUUGCAACUGACGAGGAAUCAUUUUUUGCAAUUAGAGAUAUAAAAGAACUACUACGAGACUUAGACACUAAAGUACAAUAUUUGAUAGAUACGUAUCUGGAUACAAGCAUUGAAUUUAUACCAAAUGAGAGCUUUCGUGAAGCAAUGAAGGCCUUACGACCAAAUUUUGGUCAAAUAGAAAUGGUCCGAAAGUCUUCAAUCUCGAUUAGUAAAUUAUCAAUGAGAAGCGCAAUAUUCAAAAAAGCUCAAAUUCAAGUUUCAGGGAUGUCGAAAGCAAAAACACUUGAAAUAGAACUUACAAACAAAUUCAUUAUUCCAACAACGAAGUCCAAAGGUAAUAUGCUGAAUUGUACAACAAUGUCAGGAAAGUACCUAGUAGUCGCUGACGAAAACAACAGAAAAUUACUUAUUUUCAACACCGAAAAUACGACUUCUUCUGAAUUUCUUACCAAUCAUAAACCUUUUGAUGUGGUUGGAAUGGAUGAUGAUAUUGUUGUGUCGUACGGUGACCGAAACUAUAUUGAAAUUAUACGGUUAUCUUCAAAACAUAUUCAGAAACGAGAUUUAGGAAACAGUUGUUUAGGUUUAUCCGUUUGCGACAGAAAUGUAUUUGUGAUUACUUAUCCGAAAGGUAUCACUGUUUUAAAUUAUCAGGGCGAAGUUUUGCGAGAAAUACUGAUGGAUGUUGAAGGUGUUUACUUUUUAUCCGUCCAUAGUGAACGUCUCUUGUAUUCAAGUUGGAAAUUAGGUGAAGGUAUUCUUUUCUGCUCGAACAUGAGUGGUCAACAAAUCUGGCAAUUAAAAUUGCGAUCUCCGCAUGGCGUAUCAUUUGACAGAUACGGAAAUAUUUUUGUUGCAGAUAAUGAUUCAAACGAAGUUUACGUAAUCUCGUCCGAUGGAAAAAACAUAAGAACAAUUCUUUCUGCUUCAGACGGUAUUGAGAGCCCGACAAGUAUAUUUUGUGACCAUACUCGACGACAGUUGUAUGUUGGAGUAGAUAGAAGAAAGGAACACGGUAUCUUAGCUUUUAGCAUGAAAUAAGCACAGACUGAAGUCAUUGAUUUGAUAAGUAAAAUUUUAUCCAUUUGAUAAGUAAAAUUGUUGUUUCUCCUUUCAAUUACUUAAUAAUUUUGAAAUGGUUGACUCUGCGACAUUUUUGUCUACCUAAAUGCAACCUUAUUAUUUAAAGAUCUACUAAUCUUUUUAAAAACGCGAUUUGAUUUUCAUUUUCAUUUAAAAAUAUUAGAGGGGACCAAUGUCAAAGACAUAUGCAAAAAUCAUACGUCGAAAACAAAUUGACAACGACAAAAAACCAAAAGACCACCAAAAGACAAACAACGGUAUACAUAACACAACAUAAAAAACUAAAUACUGAGCAACACAAGCCCCAAACAAAAACUGAUGGGAUCUCAGGUGCACUUAAAGAUUAAGUAGAUCCUGCUUCAAAUGUUAGUCAUGUAAGUACAAACUCGGUGAAAAGCGUAAUUCGGUAAUGUUAAAUUCGAGAAAGAAAGGAAAUCACAAUAAGAAAUGCAAGCUCUGGAAUAUCGUAUAAAUAAGAGCAACAGUAGUAUACCGCUGUUCAGAAGUCAUAAAUCGAUUAAGAGAAAUCAUAUCAGGGUUAAAAACUAAAACCGAGGGAAACACAUCAACUAUAAGACUAUAGAUAUAUAAUCUAUAUGCAGACUCUGCCGAAAUGUUGCUACAUUAAAACGAAAAUUUAACUAUUUGCAAGCUGAAAUCAUCUGUUUCCUCGUAAAUUUUUGUUCUCAAUCGACUUUCAUUGUCGAUUUCCUGAUGUAAGUCAUCAUAUGAGGCAGACUUCACUGUUGUAUCCUUAUUUCAAGUUCGAUUAGAUAGAUGAGUUCAACAUUGUUACCAGUCUUUGAAUUAUUUAGUGACAGGAAAUCAUCUUUAUACCGAAACGUGAGGUUAAUAGAUAGUGCAAUCUUUUCUUUACCUCUUGUGAAUCAAUAACUCGGAAGCCCGGUGCUGAUUGCUGAUAAAAUUGUUGUUCAAAGUUUAGAAAGAGUUGUUUUUUUUAAAGUAGGAUUUGUCCCUCCCAAACACACAACCUUUUGUAUCAACGUUGGUCAUUUAUUUUUAUCAAAUAAGGUUGGACCACUUUUUUCCAUUUGUCCACAAUUAGAAUGUGGAAAUCUUGUGUAAAAAGAAUAGAAAAACUAAAAUGAUUUAUACUAUUCCUGGAGAAUAGAGACUAAGAUCGUAUGUACACUAACAGAUCUAUGGAAUAUUUUAAGUAAACACAUCUCAUUCACAACACCUCUAGAGUAUGUAUUUGCGCAAUUACUAUAAAGCCUUGCUCUGAAUGCUGAUAAAUUGAUGUUAAUAGUUUAGAAAGAGGUUUCGUUGAACACUUGAAAGACUCAGCAAUUUUAUCUUGCUUGAAAGGACACUUAUGUUACUUAUGUAUCCAAUAAAGUAAAAGAAGAUACAGUUAUUUGUAUUUUGGUUGAAAUUCAAAAGGAACAUAGAACAGACAUCUCAUUUUUCAAGAUUUCCUCGUGGUUGUAAAAGUAUAUGCUUAAUUUUAAUCUGAAUUAUCAGUGACUUAUUCCUUUAUGAAGCAGUCGAUAACUUCGAAAUGAAGUUAUCAAUCAAAUUAGAAAGGCAAAGGAUGACUUUAAGUGCAAGCUGACAUCACAACUUGUUGCUAAAAAUAUUUCUCCUGGUAAAGAAUGUCGCAUUGUCAAAUCAGUGUCCAAUUGUCAUAAAAAACAGAUAUUCACUCACAUUUUUAGAAAAUGAUGGUCAAUUUGUUAUUGAUCCAUUGGGCACAUCAGAGAUGUUGAACAAUCAUUUUGCCAAUAUAGUUAAUACUAAUACGAAACCAGACAUUCCUGAUAAUGACGAGCCUCUUCCAUGCCAUUUAAACAACUUUCUCAAGUCCAGUUAAACAUUUUGAACAUAAUCAAACCAGUUGACUUGAUAGUAUCAGUCCUAGCGUUUUAAAACAGGUUCCUAGCUCUAUUUCUAAAUCAUUAUAUAUAAUAUAUAAUAUGUCGCUCUCAGUUAAACAAAUUCCAUUGUGAUCGAAAAUUUUACAUGUUAAUCCUAAAAUCAAAGAAAAAGGUAGUCCACGUUUAUCUCUUAACUAUUUAUAUUUCUGUAAUUUGUACUGUUAGUAAGAUUAUUGAAAAAAUUGCUUUAACACUUGUAUAAUUAUAUUAAGAGGAUAAUAUAUGUUGAGGAUAAACAACAUUUCUUUUUUUUAUUUUCCCUGAUGUAAGACAGAUUUUACUUUAUUUACUCAAUAUUGAUAACAAUAUUAACACAAAUAUUUACUUAUUACUUUUUGGAAAUAGAGUAUUUUCGAAUGAUAUAUGUAUUUUGAAGUCGGUUGAGAAAUGUUUCAGUAAAAUUCAUCGUUUUGUUUGAAAAAUAUUUUUUAUGUUGGGGGGUUUAUAACACUAUUUCAUUUAUUCCACUAAGUAUACUUAGUGACUUUCACAAACCUAAUUGCUUAAAUAUAUUUCUAAUGACCUUGAUACAUUAUAAAUCAGAAGAUGUCGUAUGAGUGCCGAUGAGACAACUCUCUAUACAAGUCAAAGCGUAAAAAAGUUACCAUUAUAGGUCAAAGUACGGCCUUCAACACAGAUCCUUCGCUCACACCGAACAGCAAGCUAUAAAUGGCCCCAAAAUGACUAGUGUAAAACAAUUCAAACAGGAAAACCAACGGUCUUAUCUUUAUAAAAAACGAGAUACGAGAAACACCUAUGAACCACGCCAACAAACCACAACCACUGAACAACAGGCUCCUGACUUAGGAUAGAUGCAUUUGCACCGGUUUUAAGCUAUUUUGAUGACCCCCAACCCCUCCCCCUAACCUGGGUCAGUGGUGUAACGACACAAUCAAAGAACAAACUAUGCAAAACUAUGAACGGAAAACAAAUAUGAGAAACAGCAAAAACGAAAACCACUCAAUUACAAGCUCCUGACUUGGGACAGGCACAUAUUAAAUGUUGCGGGGUUACAUGCAUAAGUACCUGCAUGUCUCGGGGUACGUAAAUAACUGAUGAUUAAUUUUCAACACACUUACGUAUCCUAUAAGCUUUUUUUUUCUUUUUGAAUAAAGUAUUAUUAAAUUAAAAUACAUUGUAAAUA